Molecule: messenger RNA, 2499 nt
Organism: Coccinella septempunctata (seven-spotted ladybird)
Lineage: Eukaryota; Metazoa; Arthropoda; Insecta; Coleoptera; Coccinellidae
Gene: Mad1
Product: mitotic spindle assembly checkpoint protein MAD1
Exons: 9
Coding region: 91-2325 (744 amino acids)
Biological process (GO): attachment of mitotic spindle microtubules to kinetochore; mitotic spindle assembly checkpoint signaling
Cellular component (GO): nuclear envelope; kinetochore; mitotic spindle
Source: RefSeq, a predicted model, not a curated record
UUUGACAGUUUAUGAAACCGCUUGGCGUUGUAAUUUCUGCAACUGUUUAUUAUGGUUUUGUUAGAAGUUUUAUUUUGUAGCUGAAGAAAGAUGUCUCAAAACAAAACUAACGAAGUGAAUGAUACUAUUUGCAAAAUGGUCAACUAUAUGACAGCAUCAGUAAACACAUUGGUGGACGUUUCUAAAGAGCCUGCGAAGAAUGAUACGAUUCCCAUUAUUGAUAAAACUCCACUGAAAAGACCUGCUUCGAAUAUGAUGAAUGAUGAUGAAGUGAUGACUCCUAAAAAAUUCCGGGGUGACUUGAAAAUGGAUUUCGAAUACCUGGGAUCUCCUCGUGAAAUGAGAAGGCUCCGUUCUGAUGUGUUAGAAGCCAGAAAUACAAUCCUCAAUUUGGAAAACAGAAUAAGUCAGAUGCACAAUUUAAGGAAGGAAAUGCAAGUUAUUUUUGAUAAUGAAAAUCAAACUUUGAAAAAACAACAGGAAGUGGAUAGAAAAACAAUCAUGGAGCUGGAGAAUAAACUACAACAAGUUCGAAGAAGGGAACAAGAAUUAAAACAAGAAUUUAUAAAUAUGAAAUCCAAACAUGACAACUUGAAAAUUCAAACGGAUCAAAAGCUGGAAGAAAUGGAGAAGAAAAUUUGUAACAUGACUUCAGAAUUUAAGGCACAAGAGGGAGAGGAGAAUUCUGAAAUUGCCUCUCUUAAAAGACAAAUAUUAGAGUUACAAGAUCAUCUACAAACAGCAGAAGAAGAUGCAGAUGUCCACAAAAAGUUGUAUAAGGAACUAGAAAAAGAGCUUGUUGGAAAAAGUUCAGCAGUAGGAGAGUUGGAACAGAAAAAUGCUGAGAUACAGAAACUGCAACUUCAAUUGAAAGAAUAUGAGUAUGUGAAAGAAAAUUACUUAGAAUACCAGGAACAAGCAAAGACACAGGCUCGUAAAUUAUCCCAAUACAUUGACAUGGAGAAAGAAAAUCAAAAAUUGAGAGAAGAAAACCAGAGAAUCAAAGACGAAAUAAGGAACAAAUUGAUUUUGGAAGAGGAAGUCCACGAUUUGAAAAGUAGACUUGUGAAAUUCAAAGAACAGGAAUCAAAGUUUGCUUCAGUACAGAUGCAACUGGUGCAAGCAGAUAUGUAUUUGAAUGAAUGGAAAGCUGUGGCAAGAGGAAUUUUGGAAGAGUCUGAAGCUAACGAUACGGCUUUACCUCACUUACUAAGGUCGGCCGUUGAACGCCUUCAACAACAAGAGUUGAACUUAACAGAUGAAAAAGUCAACCUACAAUCUCAGUUGAACACUGCUCUACAUGAAGCCAAAGUAGCCAAAGAAGAAUUAGCGAAGAACCAGAAACUACUCACCAAAUUGAGUGGAACUGAUGAGCAGAAGAAAAACCUGAUCCAUCGUAUGCAGAAAAAAUUAUUAUUAGUCAGUAGGGAACGAGACAGCUACAGGCUUCAGUUAGAUUCGUACGAGAGAGAUUUGACGAUGACCGUAAACACCACAGCUUUGGGCAGCCAAGCAGCUAACCAAGUACAGGGUUUGAAAGAACGUGUUCAAGAGCUGGAAAAAAUCGUCAGCGAAUAUAGAGAUCUGGUGGCGAAAUUAGAAAAUGACAUUCAGUAUGCCGAAAGUGAAUUUGGUUCAGAUUUACCUCCGGUCAAAUUGGAACAAAUCUCAAGAUUACAGAACGAUCUGGAGCGUUUGAAACAGGAGAAUACACGUUUGAGGGAAAGGAAGGACCAAUUGGAAAUCCAACUCGAAGAAUACAUUGUUGGUAACGAUACUUUAAGAGGUGGUAAUGUUUAUCACCUUGCCAAUAAUCCCUUAACAGAGUGUAUCAACCAGAGAGAGGUCCUUAUAGACAAAUUACAAGAUGAGGUCGAUAGGCUCAAGAGAAAAGUAAAAAACAUGGAGGAAGGAAUGGAGAGCAGCAGAUUAGCUGAUAUCUCUAUGUCUACCAGAGAAGUGCAAUUGCUCAAAGAAGAAAUAAAAAGCAAGGAAGCUCAACAUAACCAAAUGAAAGACUAUUUUAAGUCGUCUAUACAAGAGUUCAGAGAUGUUGUAUAUAUGCUAUUAGGAUAUAAGAUUGACAGAAAUUCCAAGGCUUUGUAUAAAUUAACGAACAUGUACUCCGAAUGUGAAGAUGACAUUCUUUGCUUUCAAUUAAAAAAGGAUGGUUUAUUGCAAUUACUUGAGACCCCGUUUAGCUCUAGCUUAGAGAGUAUGAUAGAUCUUCAUCUUAGGCAGCAGAACUCUUUGCCCAAUUUUCUCAGUACUCUUACCUUGAAUUUAUAUUCCACCAGAACUAUGGUAACCGAACAAAUUGAGUAAUUAUUUGAAAUAAUAAUUCAAGCGUGUUCAUUUUGUAUAAUAAAAAUUUAAAUCGGUCAAUCCUACAUUUCUUGCAAAAUCUUCAUUCCUGCAGUUUUCAUGUCUAAAAUAGAAUUUGAGCAUUAUUUAAAUAGAAAUAACCAUCCUCAAAGAAUAAAAUCGAACUAUAAUUAA